Molecule: messenger RNA, 558 nt
Organism: Laccaria bicolor S238N-H82
Lineage: Eukaryota; Fungi; Basidiomycota; Agaricomycetes; Agaricales; Hydnangiaceae
Exons: 4
Coding region: 1-558 (185 amino acids)
Source: RefSeq, a predicted model, not a curated record
AUGUCAACAAACUCUCCCAACCCCUUCGCCUUCAACACGACCUCCGACCGUAACUAUACAAAUGGCUAUAUCUGGGUGUUCAGAAAGGCUGCUGUCGAUAUACCGUGCGAUCUUUACAAUUUCUAUCUUCAAGAAGGACUGUUUGACAAGUCCCAUACCAUUGGUGAACCAUAUCAUUUUCAAGGAAAGCUUUGCGAUAAAAAAUUCAAGAGCCAAGUUCCUGUUUACUAUCAUUCUCACCUUGAUGCCUUUACGGUAAUUACGGCGAAAGUCCCAGAUGACUGGAAGGAUGGUCCUGUUGAACACUUUAUAGAUUUACGAGAUGCAGGUUACACAACAACGGUAGGACCAGCCCAGUUUUUUGAAUCCAAGCAAAACAAGAUAGACCCAGCCCACGCCUUAAAGGUUUGCAUCAGACGAGGUAGACCAGCCAAUAUGGUCUUGGUAGGAAAAGGAAGACCCCUACUUAUCAGUCACUUGAGAAGAUGCAACCUUCCAAGAGAAGAAGGACCUCUCUUGAACACUGUGCAGACAAGGAAAAUACCGAACAACCCUUGA